UCCAAUUAAUCCUAAAGAAUAGGGUACACUAGCACCGGACUAAAAAAGACUUAAACCCUGAGCUUCGGAAAAGCCGGCGAGAAGGCGCCUCCUCCCUGUCGAAUUUCCAAAAAAACUAACAAAUCCAGCUUCGUAAUCAAUCGUCCACUACAUCUUCGAAAAAAAACUUAAACCCUGAGCUUCGGGAAAGCCGGUGAGAAGGCGCCUCCUCCCCAUCGAAUUUCCAAAAAAGGCAACAAAUUCAGCUUCGCAAUCAAUCGUCGACGACAUCUUCGUCGUGGUGUUGGAUGGCUGUUGAAUCUGAAUCGCAGAACAAGAGCUGCUGCUAUUCGAUGAUUGGAGGGGGAGAUUUAUACGGAUUGAUGAUGGUGGUACCCAAGGACCUGCUGCUUCUCCACAACCACCUUUCCGAUGCCACUGCUGCUGCUACAGCAUCAUUCUCUGCAUCCUCCACCACCACCGCUGCCAACAAUACCACCACCACCACUCGCCCUCUUCAUCAGCAUCAGCUGCUGUUGGAUUUCCGAUUCCGCCCUCCGACUCUAUCUCUACCUCAUCUCCAACUCCCACGCCUCCAUGAGUUUUUCCGGAGUCGAGAAGUUGCGGAGUUUCUUAGCGGUGCUUUGGCCGGAGCUAUGACCAAAGCCGUUCUUGCUCCUCUCGAGACCAUCAGGACCAGAAUGGUAGUUGGCAUUGGUUCAAAGAACAUCUGUGGCAGUUUUAUUCAAGUCAUCGAACAGCAAGGUUGGCAGGGACUAUGGGCUGGAAACACAAUUAACAUGCUGCGCAUAAUACCUACUCAGGCAAUUGAGCUUGGAACUUUUGAAUGUGUCAAGCGAGCAAUGAGUUCAGCACAAGAGAAAUGGAUUCAAAAUGAUUGCUCAAAAGUGUAUAUUGGUAAUCUGAGUUUGAACCUUUCUUUCUCCUGGCUCUCGCCAGUUGCUGUGGCUGGUGCUGCUGCUGGAGUUGUGAGCACACUUGCUUGUCAUCCACUCGAAGUGUUAAAGGACCGGUUGACCAUAUCUCCAGAAAUUUAUCCCAAUCUGUCCAUUGCUGUUCGCAAGAUGUACAAGGAUGGUGGUCUUGGUGCUUUAUAUGCUGGUAUAUCACCUACGUUGAUUGGCAUGCUCCCAUAUAGCACGUGCUUCUAUUUCAUGUAUGAUACCAUGAAGAAGUCUUACUGCUUGGCAAACAAAAAAGAAUCCUUGAAUCGUGCUGAGAUGCUUUUGCUUGGAGCUCUCUCAGGUUUAACAGCCAGCACAAUCAGUUAUCCUCUAGAAGUGGCAAGAAAACGGCUAAUGGUGGGAGCUUUACAAGGUAAAUGCCCACCACAUAUGGCAGCCGCACUUUCAGAAGUCAUCAAGGAGGGGGGAUUGAGGGGCCUUUACAGAGGUUGGGGUGCAAGUUGUUUAAAAGUCAUGCCAUCCUCUGGCAUCACCUGGAUGUUUUAUGAAGCCUGGAAGGAUGUACUACUUGGUUCAAGGUGAGAGCGACUAACCCUGUGGAGGUUGGCAUGCUUCUAGGGUUCCACAUGUCACAGUCCACCAUGGGGCAACAGAAGUUACACAACAGACUACUGCUUGAUUGUCCAGGAAAGGAGCUACACUGAAGUAGAAGUUGUCCGAAAAACUGGCUGUUGCUCACAACGGACCGACUAUCGCUUAACUGUUGGUGCAAUUUUGGGUGUGCGCCAGAGCCUAGAGGGAACUUUUUUUUUUUUUUUUUUUGAAGAUAAAUACAUCUGAUUAACUGUAUGAUUACAUCAUGUCAAUUAUUUCGUGUUUCUGAAACUUUAGAUCUUUGACAUGUGCUCAGCUUGUUUGCAUAAGAAAUUUGAGCGAUUUUUGUCGGGGGUUAGGAGAAAGACGCAAGUUCAUAAUUACUCUCAAGGAAGAACCCGUGUAACACCAGGAUUUGGAAUGGAAUGCUAGUUCUAGUUAUGCAGCA
Molecule: messenger RNA, 1947 nt
Organism: Coffea eugenioides
Lineage: Eukaryota; Viridiplantae; Streptophyta; Magnoliopsida; Gentianales; Rubiaceae
Product: probable mitochondrial adenine nucleotide transporter BTL1
Exons: 5
Coding region: 288-1487 (399 amino acids)
Biological process (GO): transmembrane transport
Source: RefSeq, a predicted model, not a curated record